CCUUCCCGGUGCGCCCUGCUCUUCCUGGAUACGAAGCGCCGCGGCGGCCGCGUAGGCCCGCGGCGAACGAGAGGGGGUCCCCGGCGCGAGGGCUGGAGCCUGGGUCCGGGGUAUGUGCGACGCCCGGACCGGCCCUAUCGCGGGAGGCCCUGUCCCCGAAGGGCCCUCCUCCCCGGGCCCCUGCUCGAGCGGUCCCCAGGCCACUUCCCGCCUAGAACCAACUCCACUUGCUCGUGGUUGCUGGACUGGGAGGACUUACGGUCGUUGCGCCUCACGCUGAGCUGCCGGGCUCUCUGUGGACCCCGGGGAGAGGAGCUCCCCCCGCAGCGGCUCCCAGGGAGGCCCGUCUCUGGAGCACCGGAGGGAGCCCCGCUGGCGCCGGGGACAUGGAGGAGCUCCGGCGCUCCUACAGCCGGCUGUGCAAGGAGAGCGGGGCCGAGCCCCAGGAGGGUGUCCUACAGCAACUGCACGAGCUGCCGCGGGGCCGGCUGGACCUGGCCACACAGAGCCUGACGGUGGACACCUGCAGGGCCCUGGGCAAGCUGUUGCAGAAGGAGGCACUGCUGACCCAGCUCGUCCUGAGUGACUGCAUGCUGAGCGAGGAAGGGGCCACACUGCUGCUCCAGGGGCUGUGCACCAACACCACUGUGCGGUUUCUGGAUCUGAAGGGUAACAACCUUCGAGCCGCAGGGGCCGAGGCUCUGGGAAAACUCCUCCGACAGAGCAAGUCCAUUCAGAGCCUCACCCUGGAGUGGAACAACCUGGGCACGUGGGAAGACGCCUUCGCCACCUUUUGCAGGGCGCUGGCCAGCAACGGCAGCCUGCAGCAGCUGGACCUCCGCAACAACCAGAUCAGCCACAAGGGCGCAGAGGAGCUGGCCCUGGCCUUGAAGAGCAACGCCAGCCUCCAGCAGCUGGACCUGCGCUGGAAUAACAUCGGCCUCCUGGGAGGCCGGGCCCUGGUGAACUGUCUCCCCAGCAACAGAACCCUGUGGAGGCUGGAGCUGGCUGGGAACAGCGUCCCUGGCGACAUCCUCAGAGCUGUGGAACAAGCCAUGGACCACAACCAGGACCGGCAGACCACCUUCCGGGAGAACCAGGCCCGUGCCCAUGUGCUCAACAAGGAGAUGCGGCACCUCCGGGAAGAGAAGUCCAAGCAGUUUCUGGACUUGAUGGAGACAAUUGACAAGCAGCGAGAAGAAAUGGCCAGGAGCAGCAGGGCGUCAGCAGCACGUGUGGGGCAGCUUCAGGAAGCCCUGAAUGAGAGGCACUCCAUUAUCAAUGCCCUCAAGGCCAAGCUACAGAUGGCUGAGGCCACUCUGGCGCUGUCGGAGCAGAAGGCCCAGGACCUGGGGGAGCUCCUGGCCACUGCAGAACAGGAGCAGCGGAGCCUGGUGCAGAGGCAGGCAAAGGAGCACAGGCUGGAGCAGCAGGUGGGCAGGCAUGGGUCAGGCAGGGGCUGCAUGGUGGCAGGGGCUGGUGGUAUCCUUGCCCCUUCUCACCCCCAGGAAGCUGCAGAGCGGGAGUCUAAGCUCCUCAGAGACUUGUCGGCUGCCAACGAAAAGAACCUGCUUCUGCAAAGCCAGGUGGACGAGUUGGAGCGGAAGGUGAAAUCUCUGCAGGAGCAGCUGUUCCUGACCAGACAGGAGCUGACCAACACGUCGGCCGAGCUGAAGAUGCGGGCUGUCCAGGCCGAGGAGCGCCUGGACCUGGAGAAGAAGAGGUCUCGACAGAGCUUGGAGGACUCAGAGCAGCUGCGUUUCAAGGAGGUGGAGCACAUGACUCGCCACCUGGAAGAGAGUGAAAAGGCCAUGCAAGAGAGGGUGCAGAGGCUGGAGGCUGCGAGGCUGUCCCUGGAGGAGGAGCUGAGCCGAGUGAAGGCUGUGGCACUCAAUGAGCGUGGCCAGGCUGAGGAGGAGCUCAUUAAGGCCAAGAACCAAGUUCGUUUAGAGGAGCAGCAGCGCCUGGCUCACUUGGAGGAGAAGCUGCGGCUGCUGGCACAGGCGCGGGACGAGGCUCAGAGCACCUGCCUGCAGCAGAAGCAGACGGUGGCCGAUGCCCAGGCGCGAGCCAGCCAGCUCGGCCAGCAGGUGGAGGGCCUGAGGCGGCGCCUGGAGGAGCUGCAGCAGGAGCUGAGCAACAAGGACCAAGAAAGGGUGGCUGAGGUGACCAGGGUGAGAGUGGAGCUACAGGAGCAGAACGGCCGCCUGCAGGCCGAGCUGAUGGCCCAGGAAGCUCUGAAGGAGAAGGCCGCGGCCCUGGAGCGCCAGCUCAAAGUGAUGGCGAGUGACCACCGGGAGGCGCUGCUGGACAGGGAGAGCGAGAACGCCUGUCUCCGAGAGAAGCUUCGGCUCAAGGAGGCCGAGAUCACGCGGAUCCGGGACGAGGAGGCCCAGAGGGCCAGCUUCCUGCAAAAUGCUGUCUUGGCUUAUGUGCAGGGGUCUCCCUUGAGGGCCCUGAGCCCCCAGAAGUGAAGGGAGGCAGAGACACUGCAGGAGCCGCAGGAAGGUGGCAUGUGCGUGAUGGCCGUGUCCCAGCCCUGCCCGUCUCUUCCUGCCAAGGGACAGGCCCUCAGGCACGGUUGGCGGCUUAGGCAGGGUCUACAGCUGGUGACUUGGAAAAUCAGCACCAAGACCAACGGGCAAGUGGGACCACGGCAGCUUCCCACGGGCAGGCCUGGCUGCCCGGGCUCAGAGCCCGAAGGGCCAACAGGGCCCAAGCGGCUAGCGCCCCAGCCCCUUCCCGACUCUUCUCGUCCCCAUGGCAGGGACUGAUACGCCGGAGAAAAUGUACCCAUGAUGGAAAGGAGUGUGGGGGAGGGGAGCCGGAGCUCUCCUAGCUCCGGCCACGUGUCACCGCCGUGAAAUGGACGGUGAACGCACACUGACCGCUGCCCAGUCUGUUUGGAAAUACAAAACUUCUGCACUCUGUGAUA
Messenger RNA from Equus quagga, 2935 nucleotides. RefSeq names its product leucine rich repeat containing 45 (gene LRRC45). Gene Ontology annotation, cellular component: centrosome. The transcript is spliced from 16 exons. NCBI's taxonomy places the organism in Eukaryota, Metazoa, Chordata, Mammalia, Perissodactyla, Equidae. Gene Ontology annotation, molecular function: protein binding. The coding region runs from base 387 to 2474 and encodes 695 amino acids. The record is from RefSeq and is a predicted model, not a curated record.